AUGAGGAAUUAUUUGGAGCUCUUACAAUUUCUUACUGGUCAUGAUGAGAAAGUUAAGGCCAUUGUGUUAGAAAAUGCUCAAGGGAAUCUCAAGCUAAUAGCUUCAACAAUUCAAAAAGAUAUUGUGAAUGCUUGUGCCACUGAAACUAUUAAGAAAAUCAUUAAGGAUAUGGAUGAUGCAUUCUUCUCUUUAUUAGUUGAUGGAUCACCUGAUGUGUUUGUGGGCAUUCAACGUGUUGGCAACACUACAUCGAACUCACCAAAUGAGGCUACUGACACAUUAUUUUCAAGAGAGGAAUUAAGUAUUUCCAUGCUAAUAGGACAAGGAUCUGAUGGAGCUAGUAAUAUGAAUGCUCUUGUGGUCGUGGCAAAGGAAAAUGCUGAUAUUGCCACUUUCUUCACAUCUUGCAAUAGGUUGAUUGAUAUUGUCAGAGUAUCGUGUAAGCGUCGUGACAUGCUUAGAGAUCAACUACAAAAGGAUAUUACGAAAGCUCUUGAAAAAUAUACUCUUCCAACAUGGCAGGGCUUAAAUCAAGAAACUCCUCCCAAGUGUCCUGGUGAUACACGUUGGAACUCACAUUAUAGUACAUUACUCAGUAUUAUUUCCAUGUUCAAAUCUGUGGUGAAAGUGCUUAAAUUGAUUAUUGAGGAUGGCUUCACUGAUAAUAUAGGUGAAGUAAAUAGGUCAUUGAGAGAAAUACAAUCUUUUGAGUUUGUAUUUCACAUAUUUUUCAUGAGAUCUAUAUUGGAAGCCACAAAUGAUUUGUCACAAGCAUUACAAAGAAAAGACCAAUAUAUUGGGAAUGCAAUGACUUUAGUCAAAGAUUCUAAGGACCAACUACAACACAUGAGAGAGAAUGCAUUUGAAGCCUUGCUUGAUCAAGUAUCUUCCUUUUGUGGCAAACAUGAUACUAAGGUUUCAAACAUGGAUGAUGCAUAUGUAGCUUAA
Molecule: messenger RNA, 948 nt
Organism: Prunus avium (sweet cherry)
Lineage: Eukaryota; Viridiplantae; Streptophyta; Magnoliopsida; Rosales; Rosaceae
Source: RefSeq, a predicted model, not a curated record